UAAUGCUCUUCUGCAGAAGAGGAUACAUUUGACUCUGCAUUAUUCUUCUGAAGAGGUCGUGUUUCAUACCUGAACAUCACACUUCAACAAGCCCAAAGAGUAAAAGGCAAACGUACAAAUGUCUACCACAAGACUAAAGUGUGAUAUGUUAUGUUCUUUACCAUAAGCACCCAUAAAAUGAGCUCCAUUGCAGACAGGAAUGAUGGAAGCAUUUUUGAUGGGCUGGUGGAAGAAGAUGACAAAGAUAAAGCAAAAAGAGUUUCUAGAAACAAGUCUGAAAAGAAGCGUAGAGAUCAAUUUAAUGUACUUAUCAAAGAACUGGGUUCCAUGCUUCCAGGUAAUGCCCGGAAAAUGGAUAAAUCCACUGUACUGCAGAAGAGCAUUGACUUUUUACGGAAGCACAAAGAAAUUACUGCACAAUCAGAUGCCAGUGAAAUUCGACAGGACUGGAAACCGACAUUCCUUAGUAAUGAAGAGUUCACACAGUUAAUGUUAGAGGCUCUUGAUGGUUUUUUUUUAGCAAUUAUGACAGAUGGAAGUAUAAUAUAUGUGUCUGAAAGUGUAACUCCCUUACUUGAACAUUUGCCAUCUGAUCUUGUGGAUCAGAGUAUAUUUAAUUUUAUCCCAGAGGGGGAACAUUCAGAAAUUUAUAAAAUAUUGUCUUCUCAUCUGCUGGAAAGUGAUUCAUUGACACCAGAGUACUUAAAAUCAAAAAAUCAACUAGAAUUCUGUUGCCAUAUGCUGCGAGGAACGAUAGAUCCGAAAGAGCAACCAACAUAUGAAUAUGUAAAAUUUAUAGGAAAUUUCAAGUGUUUGAAUAACGUUCCCAACUCAGCUCACAACGGUUUUGAAGGAACUAUUCAGCGAUCACAUCGGCCUUCGUAUGAAGACAAAGUUUGCUUCAUAGCCACUGUUAGAUUAGCUACACCUCAGUUUAUCAAGGAAAUGUGCACUGUUGAAGAACCCAAUGAAGAGUUCACAUCUAGACAUAGCUUAGAAUGGAAGUUCCUAUUCUUGGAUCACAGGGCACCUCCAAUAAUAGGCUAUCUUCCAUUUGAAGUUUUGGGAACAUCAGGCUAUGAUUAUUAUCAUGUGGAUGAUCUAGAUAAUCUGGCAAAAUGUCACGAGCAUUUAAUGCAAUAUGGGAAAGGGAAGUCAUGUUAUUAUAGAUUCCUUACAAAGGGACAGCAAUGGAUUUGGCUACAAACACAUUACUAUAUCACGUAUCACCAGUGGAAUUCCCGGCCUGAGUUUAUUGUCUGUACGCACACUGUUGUAAGCUAUGCCGAAGUUCGAGCAGAAAGGAGGCGAGAACUUGGAAUUGAGGAGUCGCUUCCAGAGAUAACAGCAGAUAAGAGUCAGGACUCUGGGUCUGACAAUCACAUAAACACAGUGAGCCUCAAAGAAGCACUGGAAAGGUUUGAUAACAGCCCCACACCUUCUGCUUCCUCCAGGAGUUCAAGGAAAUCUUCGCAUACUGCAGUAUCAGAUCAUUCAUCAACGCCAACUAAAAUGACAGUGGACACUAGCACUCCUCCAAGGCAAAGUUUAUCUGCUCAUGAAAAGACUGCACAAAGAAGAUCAUCUCUUAGUAGUCAGUCUUUAAGCUCCCAGUCACUUGGACAACCACUAGCGCAGCCAGUGAUGUCUCAGCCUGCAGCUUUACAGCUCCAGCCCGGCAUGUCCCAGCCUGUGUUUCAGUUUUCAGCUCAGUUAGGAGCUAUGCAGCAUCUAAAGGACCAGCUAGAGCAAAGAACGCGCAUGAUAGAGGCAAAUAUUCAUCGGCAGCAGGAAGAGCUGCGUAAGAUUCAAGAGCAGCUUCAAAUUGUCCAUGGUCAAGGACUCCAGAUGUUCUUGCAGCAAUCAGCUUCUGGACUCAACUUUGGUUCUGUGCAGCUUACUUCUGGAAAUUCUUCAAACGUUCAGCAACUUACACCAAUAAACAUGCAAGGUCAAGUUGUUCAGACUAAUCAGAUUCAAGGUGGAGUGAACACAGGUCAUUUAAGUACUCCGCACAUGAUACAGCAACAGCCUUUGCAGAGUACAGCAACACAGCAUAAUCAACAAAAUGUAGUUGGUGGACACAGUCAACAGUCUUCUCUUGCCAGUCAGUCACAGAACGCACUCUCGGCCCCUUUGUAUAACACUAUGGUGAUUUCUCAGCCGACAACAGGAAACGUGGUCCAGAUUCCUUCAAGCUUACCACAGAACAAUAACCAGAAUGCUGCUGCAGUAACCACUUUUACGCAGGAUAGACAGAUCAGAUUUUCUCAAGGUCAGCAACUUGUAACAAAACUUGUCACAGCCCCAGUAGCAUGUGGAGCAGUAAUGGUACCAAGUACUAUGUUUAUGGGACAGGUGGUGACAGCUUAUCCCACUUUUGCUGCCCAACAGCAGCAGCCACAGACUUUGUCAAUAACGCAGCAGCAGCAAAGUCAGCAAGAACAUCAGCAGCAGCUCACCACCGUUCAGCAACCAGCUCAGCCGCAGCUGACCCAGCACCCUCAACAGUUCCUACAGACAUCCAGGUUACUUCAUGGAAAUCAGUCAGCGCAGCUUAUCCUUUCUGCUGCUUUCCCACUACAACAAAGCACUUUUACUCAGUCCCACCACCAGCAGCAUCAAUCUCAGCAGCAGCAGCAACAGCAACUUUCCCGGCACAGAACUGACAAGAUGACUGAUCCUUCCAAAGUUCAGCCGCAAUAGCAGGGGCUCUGCUUCUUUUUGAAGCAAACUACCAGGAGGGGCUGUUCCAUAAACAGUUGCACUGAGGCUACAAAGCUAGAAGUACGAAGGCUUUCUAACACCACAGUAUUGAGAUCAUCUAAUUUCUGGAAUCUGUUAAAGAGAAGCCGCAAGAUGAGGAUGGGGCCUCGUAGUUGCCCCAGUUUCUGUGUUCAAAAGGAUUUGCUGCCAUGUGUUAGUUUAUCCAGGUGAAAUCUCAAGUUGUGACUGAAAUGAGAGGGAUGCUGAAAAUAUCGGUAUUUUUUAUCAGUCCUGUAAAUUUUUGAAGUGUUAAAAUGGACAUGGAGCAAUUGUUUGAAUUAGCUGACAAUAAUGCCAGGAAAAUAGUCCAAAAAAAAUCUAAUUUUUUCAGAUAACUAUGGGACAGUAAAUUUUUUCAAAAUGUUGUGUGAAAUCCAGGUCUCUGUUGUACAGAUGCUGUAAAAUAUUGUGUAUAUGUCUGCAUAAAAGGAGAAAGAGCAAAAUAUUUUAUAUGAUGCAUGAAAACGUAAUCUGUUAUUUGUAGGUUUGAAUAUGUUUCCCUGAAUUCUCACACCAUACUCAGACUAAUGUUUUCUUCUGUUCUAGCCUUUUGUUUACAACAUGAUGCAUCAUUAUUUUCGCCUUUAAUGUGGGCACAAGUCUCUCGUUCGUGCUUUGUCUGUGAUGUCGCGGUUUGUUCGGUGAGGUAUAGUGUGUCCGUUAGUUGACUUCUCGAGGUUAAAUUAUUGAUGAAGCUGUUCGAACUGGUGAUCACGCAUCAGGGUUCAGAACAUUCAGAUUCAUGAAUAUCAUCAAUCAUUUCUUAAUCAAUUCAUCGUUUUAUUUGGAAAAUAGGAAUUUGCACUGCUUUCCUGCGGAUGGUUUGGAAUUUUACUCCCCAAAGUUAUCUUUUGAUAUAGUUCAUAGUUGGAAAUAUUUAUGUAAAAGGUAUAAAAAGAAAAAAAGGCAGUAAUUUUCAAGAAUGUUUCAGUUAUAGGAGUAAUUUGCACAAAAGUAUCUUUACAUUUAAUAACCUUUUGGGCACUUUUUAACCACUUUCUCUGUGGUGAGAAUUGUAACUUGUUAAAAUAUGUUGGAAUCUUUUUAUUCUCCUUCCAAAAUUAGACCUUUCUUUAGUCAGAACUGAUUCAGGGUCAUUUUAACAACAAAAAACCCCAUAGUGCCUUGAUUUUAAUUCAGGUGAUAAUGUUGAACAUCUUGAAUUACAGUGUCUUGAAUCUGUAACCAUUUUCAAUUUUGAAGUCUUAGUACAUUGUCGGCCUAACUUGUGUAUCUACUUCAUAGCUAUUUCUGUACUGUGUUCAUUGUAGUAAUGGUCUGAGUUGAGAUCACGAGCGUUUCUGAGAGGCCCUCCCCCUCAAACACUAAUCUCACAGAAUACUCUCUAAAAUCUCGGACCUUGAGGGUAAUACUCUUUUUAAUAGAUCUAAAAUAGAUGUUACUCCUUUUGCAGGAGCAGGAAUAGUAAUCUGAUUUUUUACAAAAAAUUUUUUAGUUUUUUGGCGUUUAAAGUAUGUGUUGGGGGAGAUCAUGAUUGCAUUUAACACUACCAGGCUAUUGAUUUAAGAGAUAUCACUGAACUAAGACUUCAGAGGGCAACUUCACUCUGUAAAGAUAAUAAAAAGAUCCAACAGAUAAGAUGUGCUAUUUUAAGUAAAUGUUAAGUAGAUUUUUAUGGUACUAGUUUGUGAAAAAGACAACUUCAGAAGAAAAUGAAUAAAUGAAGGUAGAUCUGAUAAUUAAAAGAAACAACAAAAACCAGUUGAAAUUAGUACUAGGGAGAGAAAGCUGGAUUAAUCUUGAAUACUGAGGAGAAGUUGAAUGAAUGUAAUCAAAAGGCAAUGGACUAUUUUAUAUUAUGAAACAGUGUGAUUGUAUUAUUGGUUGAACCAAACCCACAGGAAGGUAACACCAGUUUAGCAAGCAUUUGGUAAGACUGGUUACCUUUUAAGGCUAGCCAUUGCUGCUGCACUUGUCCCUCCAUUAGGUCUGUGUUAUUCCCCAGCUAUAAAGCAAGAGUUUGGCACCAAAAAGCACAGUAGUGAACAAGGAAGGAGAGUGUGAGAAAUACAGUACCAAAGAGAACCUGGAGCAAGAAAUAGAUGCCAAUACCAAACACAGCAAGGAACAAUUGCAGUUCUUUAAAGGGAUUUCUGGCGUUCUCUGAGCUGGAAUAAUUGUCAGAAACCCCUUUCUGUAAAGUUUUGUCUAAAGAAAUCUUGCCUUGCUCUACUAUGCCUAUCACACCAUUCCACCUAUGUCUAAACUAAGCUGCAUUGACUAGAGGUCUGUGCUAUCAGUACUUUUGCUUAAUAAAAAAUAGCUUAGAUAAAAUUUUUAACCAAUUACAAUAAUAAUCUAGCACUAAAAAAGAAAACUGGGAGAGCUUUAAUAGUGCUGUUAGAACUAUUGAAUAGUGGUAAAAUAGGUUGAAUAAGCUAUUACACUGAGAAUUAAAAAAAAAAAAAAAUACUAGCCAGACAGUUGAAUAAUGCAGCUUUUUAUCUAAAGCUUCAUUUAAACUUCACUUCCCCUCUCCCCCUCCCCAGCUGUUCUGGUGUGCUGCUAUAGAUCUGUCAGUAAAAAGGCUAAACCAGGUGAGAGAAGUUAGAUGAUGAGAAUAGCAUGGCUACUGGAAGAGAACUAUAGAAAUGUAUGCUUUGAUCACGAAGCUUUGUGUAACCUCAGAGAGAGGUCAUUCAGUUAGAACUACCAGCUAAUAGAGAAAAGUAUAGAAGAUGGGGAAAUUCAAAGAAACUGGAAAAAUAUAGCAUGCAUUUGGAAACAUUCCUACCAUGAAUCAGGCAAACUUUUAUUAAAGAAAAAAAAAAAGUGA
Struthio camelus australis is the source of this 5563-nucleotide messenger RNA. RefSeq names its product clock circadian regulator (gene CLOCK). Gene Ontology annotation, molecular function: DNA-binding transcription factor activity, RNA polymerase II-specific; protein dimerization activity; E-box binding. NCBI's taxonomy places the organism in Eukaryota, Metazoa, Chordata, Aves, Struthioniformes, Struthionidae. Gene Ontology annotation, biological process: circadian regulation of gene expression; regulation of transcription by RNA polymerase II. Gene Ontology annotation, cellular component: cytoplasm; CLOCK-BMAL transcription complex; nucleus. The record is from RefSeq and is a predicted model, not a curated record.